Physcomitrium patens is the source of this 3179-nucleotide messenger RNA. RefSeq lists its product as uncharacterized. The record is from RefSeq and is a predicted model, not a curated record. NCBI's taxonomy places the organism in Eukaryota, Viridiplantae, Streptophyta, Bryopsida, Funariales, Funariaceae.
UCGUCGUCGUCGUGAAUUUGGGUUCAGCGGAACUAACAACGAGCCACGAUGGAAUGGGGCGAUUCGGGAUCGGAGGGGCAACAAUCAUCAUCGUCGUCGUCCCCGCCUGGCGCUUCAUUCUUCGUGAGAUGAACCCUCCGAGCUGCAGUGAGCUGCUGCCACAACGCGCCUUCCUUGCUGCCGCUGCUCCCAUCGGAAUUGGGAGUCCUCCUGUAGGAACUGGGAGCUGCGCUGAGUUGGUCGCCGCUAAGGCGCGCGCCUGUGUCAGUGUGCGGUCUGCUGCUUAGGCUAGGGACGGGGUAGGAAUUCGGGGGAAGUAGAUUAGCCAGAGCCGUAUACCCGCGGAACCUCUAGAAGUGUUCCCGACACGCGGCACUGAAGGGGUUUAGUCGCCCCCAUAACGGGUUGUGAUUGAGAUGCGACGACUGCGUUAGCGUUUGGCUGAUGCGCUUGAUUUUGAGGUCGUUUUGAGCUCGAAGCUGUCGGUUCCGUCUUCAUUCCUUGGGUGGAGUAAAUACGGCACACACUCUCUCUCUCUCUCGCUAUCCAGGUCGCUCUCCUUUACUCUCUUGCGCGCGUGGUGACUUUUUUUCUCUAGGGGUGGGAAUUUGGGUUGUAAGGGAUAAUUCGUUGAAGCUCUUAGCAGCUGUUGCGCUGGAGGAAGUUGUAGGACAUGUGCUGUCGCUGCUCCGGCGAACUCUUGAGCGUUCGAGCGCUUCAUGUGUAAGAAUCAACGUCUGCAGGAGAGAAUGGGAACGUGGCUGUCGUUGACAAUGGAAUUUGCUCUUGCCACAUGACAGGCGCGUGCUUUAGCCUGAAAGAUUGCGUCCUGAUGCUGCAGCGUCUUCUCCCAAGAGUUCACUUUAUAAGCGAUUGGUGUUCUUUGAGUAUUGCGCAAAUAAAAAGACUUGGGUAAUUGUCUGUAUGUUGCUAGGUGUGAUUCUCCAUCUUCUCCCUCCUCAGUCCAGUGCAGCGUGGGGAAUCCAGCUCUCGAGGUUGUUUCUUCCUCACCACAUUCUACUUCAUAAACUUUCUCGACUUAUUUUGUGUCGUGUUCCUCAAACUAGGAAGAUAACAAUUUGUAAUUCCUUAGUCAAUUUCGGGCCUCGCCGCAGCUUUUUCUCCUCUUUGUAUUGUUGUGCGUGCACGGGAAUCGUGUGCAACAGAUUUGGUUCGUAUACAAUCCCUCCUUGUUUUGAGAGGGAAAUCAGCAGGUCCUCAGACAAGAGAUUACCACUUAUUAUCCUUAGACAUUCGCUUCAUGAAUUCACAUUCUUUAGGGUCUUAAUCAUGUUUGCAGAGAGACGAACUCUAGUUCUCAGCUGAAAUUGGUCAUUCGCCUUCGUUCGCAAAGGCCGCAUUAGUGCGGCGGUGUUUACGAGCCUGUAUGCGGCGUUGACCUUGGGAUAGCUCAGUGGGAUUUACGAUUUUGGGGUUCGGCGAGACGAAGAAGCGCAGUCCAAGGACUUCCGUGAGAAACAUACUAUCGCUUAGAGAGUGAGGGUGAUUUUUCGACAUUUGUUUAGCACACGAAGUCCCAUGCCGAGUAGGCUGAUCACGUACACAGGAGCUAUGGCUGCGCCGAUGGAUGUAUCGGAUCCAGAAGGGGGAAGAGGGAAGAGUGGUUCAGCGCUCUCGGUCAGUCGAUCAUCGACCAAGAUAAAUAAGAAUUUGCGUCGAGCUGUGACGCAGCCGCGGCCUGCACCGCAAGUGUACAAGACAGAACCCGCCGAGUUCCGCUCUCUUGUGCAGCAGCUGACGGGGACGUCAUCUCCAGAACCCAGCACAAUACUGACUCCAAAACCACUGAACCCGAGGCUUCAGAACCUCGCACCCCCGCCAUUGCGACCAGUGUUCUCGUAUCCUACCGGACAUCAGCAGUCUUCUCAACAUCAAAAUCUAAGUGAAUUCAAUCCUGGACCAAGGAUUGGAAGGUUUAACUCAAUGCCGCCAUCCUUCACCAAUCCAAACCAGGCCGCCUACCACAGACCACCCAACUUCCCAGUUCCCCCCUUGUCUUUCUCACCUCUCCCUGUGCUCACCCCGCGCGAUCAAAUCUGGGCCAACAUUUUGAAUCCUGUGGAGAGCCCCGGGAGUGCGGCACUGCGGCACUUGGGGCAGAGCAUGACGGGAGGAGGGAGCGGAGGGGAUGCUGCGAGGGACGAGAUGAAUAGUAUGUCAACGAUGGUGCAGCCUCACAACGCAAACCACCUCCCUAACGCUAACCUCUCCUCAGAGCUAUCAAGGUUUGGUGGUCCUUCGCCGCUUAAAUUCCUUUCUCCGUUCAGUCUUUCCAGCCCCGGGUUGGUAUCGGGAUAUGGCCUUGGAAGCAUGUUUGGAUUCGGUGGCCAGUUCUCACCCAGCGCUGCUGCUUUGGAUGAUCCCUUCGAUUACCCGGACUCGGAUCUUCCCAGGUCCACCUACUCUUGAGCUUUCACGGUGUUGAGCCCCAGUCUCACAUUCCCGCCCGACGGUGCAUCACUUUGAUCAGAAUUGCCACCAGAAUUGUGAUGCAAUCUUCGAGGUUUUAUUUUUUUCUUGUUUCUGCUUCUUCUUCUACUUUCCCAUUCCUAUUGUAGAGCUUGGUACAGGUUGUGCGCUCUACUAUGGCCAUGGAAUCAGGUCAUGCUCCUUAUUGAAGAAAUUCAUACAAAAUGUCAUGGAAUGCAAUGGCAUUCGAGCGUGUGCAAUGGUUCUUUCGAGAGAUCUAAUUCACGGGGAGGAUCAUCUGCGACGCACGGGCGGUACUCUUUACUGUGGGAAUCCCCAUCGACUGCCACAACUCGUCGCAGCGUCGUCAACAGCGUCUCUCUUCUUCUUCUUGUACCCCAAGAGCAAUGCGUUAGAAUUUGGGUAGAGGUUUAUGCCCUACCCACUGCGUGACGAUGGGUAAUGAAUGAGCUUUUAAUAGAUUUCAGGCCGCGUUGGAUUCAAACAGGUUCACCAGAUGAUCGGCCCCCUUAUUCCGAUACACGUCUAGAAGCGGAAGCGGAUUGGGGACGAACGCCAUAUCCGGCAGCCUCCCAUCCUCUGUACAUAACCCACAGGCGAUUGAUGAGAGCUCCAUUCUUGGCGUGAGCCUGACUGUGCCGGCCUUUCUCCCAAGGCUCCGCACACUGUAUACAAAAUCGACAAAAUAAAAAUAAAUAAAAAAACAAAAAAUAUACUGUCAAUCUUAA